Molecule: messenger RNA, 2169 nt
Organism: Phragmites australis (common reed)
Lineage: Eukaryota; Viridiplantae; Streptophyta; Magnoliopsida; Poales; Poaceae
Product: polyol transporter 5-like
Exons: 2
Coding region: 228-1775 (515 amino acids)
Biological process (GO): transmembrane transport
Cellular component (GO): membrane
Molecular function (GO): carbohydrate transmembrane transporter activity
Source: RefSeq, a predicted model, not a curated record
AGGACUAGCUACGCACCACAGCCGGACCACAGCUCCGCUCACGUAGCUAGCAGUCGAGAGCGAGGACGGCACGCUCUUUCGCUAGAGACCUAGAGUGGCACAGCACAACAAUAAUCGAGCGUGACAGAGAACCGAGCCAGAGGCCGGCGCACCAGGACACGGCUGGUAAAGAGCUAGUGCCAAACUGACAGAACGCAUCGUCCCGGUCUCCACACAGACCCUUGGCCAUGAGCACGGACGCCGUCCCGGUGGCCGUGGCGCCGGCGAAGCGCCCGCCCAUCAACAAGUACGCCUUCGCGUGCGCCCUUCUCGCCUCCAUGAACUCCGUCCUCCUCGGCUAUGACAUCUCGGUGAUGAGCGGCGCGCAGUUAUUCAUGAAGGAGGACCUAAAGAUCACGGACACGCAGAUUGAGAUCCUCGCCGGCGUCAUCAACAUCUACUCGCUCUUCGGCUCGCUAGCCGCCGGCCUGACCUCCGACUGGCUCGGCCGGCGGUACACCAUGGUGCUCGCCGCCGCCAUCUUCUUCACGGGCGCUCUCCUCAUGGGCCUUGCCCCGGACUACGCCAUCCUCAUGGUCGGCCGCUUUGUGGCCGGCAUCGGCGUCGGUUUUGCCCUCAUGAUCGCCCCCGUGUACACGGCCGAGGUGGCGCCUACCUCGGCUCGCGGCUUCCUCACCUCGUUCCCGGAGGUGUUCAACAACUUCGGCAUCCUCCUCGGCUACGUCUCCAACUUUGCUUUCGCGCGCCUUCCAGUCCAUCUGAGCUGGCGCGCCAUGUUCCUAGUCGGCGCCGUGCCGCCUGUAUUUCUCGGUGUCGCCGUCCUCGCCAUGCCGGAGUCGCCCCGGUGGCUGAUCAUGCGGGGCCGCAUCGACGACGCGCGCCGAGUCCUGCAGAAGACCUCCGACUCGCCCGCGGAGGCCGAGGAGCGGCUCCUCGACAUGAAGAAAGCCAUCGGCAUCCCUGAGGGCGCGUCCGACAGCGACGACGUGGUCGCUAUCAUCCGCGCGAACAAAGGCUCGCACAGCGAGGGUGUGUGGAAGGAGCUGCUGAUCAACCCUUCCAGGCCCGUGCGCCGCAUGCUCGUUGCCGGCCUCGGGCUCAUGUUCAUCCAGCAAGCCACGGGCGUGGACUGCGUGGUGAUGUACAGCCCGCGGGUGUUCGAGCGGGCCGGCAUCAAGUCCAAGACCAACUCACUGGGCGCCUCCAUGGCGGUGGGCGCGUGCAAGACGUUUUUCAUACCGAUCUCGACGCUGCUGCUCGACCGCAUCGGCCGGCGGCCGCUGCUGCUUGCGAGCGGCGGCGGGAUGGCCAUCUUCCUGUUCACGCUGGCCACGUCUCUGCACAUGAUGGACCGGCGCCCGGAGGGGGAGGCGACGGCGCUGGGCGCGGUGAGCAUCGCGGCGAUGCUGUCGUUCGUGGCGUCGUUCGCUUCCGGGCUGGGUCCGGUCGCUUGGGUGUACUGUUCGGAGAUCUACCCGCUGCGGCUGCGCGCGCAGGCCGCCGCCAUCGGUACGGGGCUGAACCGGAUCAUGAGCGGGGCCACCACCAUGUCCUUCCUCUCGCUUUCCAACGCCAUCACCAUCGCCGGGAGCUUCUACCUCUACGCCUCCAUCGCGGCCGCAGGAUGGGUGUUCAUGUACUUCUUCCUGCCGGAGACGAUGGGCAAGAGCCUGGAGGACACUGUGAAGCUCUUCGGCAAGGACACGGACGACGCGGACGUCGUCGUCAGCCGUCACGAGCGCAAGAAAUCCACUGAGCUCAGUGCUCAGCAGUGAGUGAAAGUACCGUGCACAUGUCCAUACACAUAUCAUCCCGAGUGUGGCCGAAGCUAGCCGUUCGAAAAGCUUCGAUGAUAUGCAUGUUUCGUGUUGUGAACCUUUAGAUCCUACCCACCUUUCGUUUGAUUUCUGAAUUUUUUGGCCGCACACACCUUUUUGGCCGCAGCCAACAUGUAGGGACACUGCCACACUGAGCAUUGCACGACCAAAAAAGCAUGUGAUAUUCCACGUGUUCAAAAGGUCACAGCCACCGUCAGCGAUUACGCAGGUCUUGCCUUGCGGAGUGCAAACGUGACAGAUCUUUUUUCUACUGUGGCAGUGUAUAAAUGUACUGGUGAGCAGUGUAUCUACUGAUGUACAUAUACCUGUUAUAUGAGCCAUCUUUCUGUCA